This is a messenger RNA of Alosa alosa (allis shad), 8211 nucleotides long. It is a transcript of the gene stab2, whose product is annotated as stabilin 2. Gene Ontology annotation, biological process: cell adhesion. NCBI's taxonomy places the organism in Eukaryota, Metazoa, Chordata, Actinopteri, Clupeiformes, Clupeidae. The coding region runs from base 154 to 7707 and encodes 2517 amino acids. The transcript has 68 exons. The record is from RefSeq and is a predicted model, not a curated record. Gene Ontology annotation, molecular function: calcium ion binding; hyaluronic acid binding.
AGGGCCAGGAAGUCACAGUCCAGUGACAGGCCUUAGAAAGAGAGAGAAGAGAGGAGAGCCCCAGAGGUGAGGGAACAGAGCCGGACAGAGAGGGUGACUGAGACCUGGGCCUGGAGGAGUGCGCUGUGCGAGUGAAAGCGUGCCGCCAUUAGGAUGGGGGAUUUCUGUGGACUUCUCCAACUCACGGUGCUGCUAUUGACUGUGAUUUUUUCAGUGGCUGCUGCUGUCAAGAAUCGGUGUGACAAGAGCAUACAGGUGGCCACCAAGUCAGAUUGCUUCUCCUGCGCAGCCUUUCCUGUAUUCCCAUGUCCACAUGGCUUCCUCAGGAAGAAACAUGGCAUGGGUAACCGGGAUUGCAAGUAUGAGUUUGUUCCUGGAAUUCGUCUCCCAGGAUGCUCACAUGAGUGUGUAAAAGACACCGUGCAGCCUGAGUGUUGUCCUGGUUUUUGGGGCAAUGACUGCAUUGAAUGCCCAGAGAGUGCAGCGAACCCAUGCAGCAAUAAUGGUGUUUGUUCUGAUGGAAUUGGUGGCAAUGGAACAUGCAGUUGCAAGCCAGGGUUUGUGGGGACAGCGUGUGAGGAGUGUGGGUCUAAUCUCUACGGCCCCACUUGUAGUUCAGUGUGCAAAUGUGUGCAUGGUUUAUGUAGUAGUGGACUGAAGGGAGAUGGGUCAUGCACCUGUUUCUCAGGAUACAAAGGCCUCCAAUGUGACAUGGAGCUCCCAGAGUGCACUGCUCUUUCAUGUGGCCCAGAGGCCCGAUGUGUAGAGCAGGCUGACACAGGAAAACUGGUGUGCCGGUGCAAGCCUGGUUACUUGGGCAAUGGAGUCCAGUGUACUUCGAUAAACCCUUGUCUUCAGAGGGUGUGCCAUCCACAGGCUACAUGCACACACGUGGGCCCGAACCAGCAUGUGUGCAAGUGUGUACCAGGCUACUCUGGAGACGGGAUAGUGUGUAUGCCUGUGGACCCAUGCCAGACCCAACAGGGAGGCUGUUCGUCAGAGUCCACCCGCUGUGUGUACGAUGGGCCAGGACAGUCACACUGUGAGUGUCUUCCAGGCUUUGUGAAGCUAAAUGAGUUGAGCUGCAAAAUCAUAAACAAGUGUAAACCAGACUCCUGCCACAAAAAUGCGGUCUGCACUAUGAGCGAUCCUACAUCAAUUCAGUGUCUUUGUAAAGAGGGCUACAUUGGUAACGGACAAGUUUGCUAUGGUAACUUACUGGAUAGAAUCAGAGAGCUGAACUCGCAACCUGGUGGGCAGUGGACUGGCCAACUGACCAGUGCCCUCUCUCUGUUUGAGUCUGUUGUUACUUGGCCACUUACUUCACAAGGUCCAUUCACUAUUUUUGUACCAACCAACAAAGGAUUUAGCAAGGGUGCCACAACAUUGAAGGAUCUGUUGGCAGACCCGGCACAGGCACUUUACCUGUCCAAACUCCACAUGUUGGCUGGAGAGAAAACUAUUGAGGGACUGGUGGGGAAUUCCUACACACUCACUGGAAGGCAAGCUGAAAUUCUGACUGAGGAUAACCAGCUCAAAUAUCGUAUUUAUGGGAGCAAAAGAAAAAAAGGUGUCAUUCUGGACUCUGGCCUAGUGGCCUCCAACGGCAUCAUCCAUAUUAUCAGCAAACUGAUGGACAGUGUUCCGCCCACCGUCAAAAGCCAGAGACAGGAGAACCUGAUGAAGAUUUUGGCAGACAACAACAAAUUCUCCCAGUUCAGGGGUUUGCUACAGAAAACCAGUAUGAAGGGCGUGCUAGAUGGAGAGGGUCCAUUCACAGUGUUUGCACCAACAAAUGCAGCUCUAACGAGCAUGGAGCCAGACUAUCUGAAUUUUCUCUCAUCUGAUGAGGGAGCCACUAAACUGCUGGAGCUACUGAGACACCAUGUGAUAAACACCAAGGUGGAAGUGUUCAGCUUAGUAUCCCAGUCAAGUCUGGUUACCAUGGCAAAUCAGGCCCUGACUGUAAAUACAACAGAAGAGGGACUGAUGCUGUUGAAUGAGGCGCGUGUUCUGGAGGCGGAUGUGGAGGCCAAGAAUGGACGUCUCUAUUCCGUGGAUGGGGUUCUGAUUCCACCCUCCAUAGAGCCAUUGCUGCCCCACAGGUGUGAUGUGACAUCCUGGAAAAUAGUCGAGGGUCAAUGUACUCGCUGCGAAAGAGCUCAGUGUUAUGAAGGUGUCCAAGUGGAUAUUGUUACUGGCUGCGACAGGACUUUUUAUCUUGGCUGUUUCCCUAAAUGUAACGUUACAGAGACGGUUGCUAGCUGCUGUAAGGGCUUCUACGGGCCAGACUGCAUGCCUUGUCCUGGAGGUUACACUAAACCCUGCUCGGGUCAUGGCACGUGUAAUGAUGGCAUGGGUGGGAAUGGAACUUGCAUGUGUGAGCCCAACUUCACCGGCUCACGAUGCCAGUACUGCUCCAACCCCAAUAAGUAUGGCCCAGAAUGCACCAGCUCCUGUCUGUGUCUUGAGGGAGAGUGUGAAAACCGGCGUGAGUCAGAUGGCAGGUGUAAGUUGGGCUCCUGUAACCAGGGCUACGGGGGGCGGUUCUGCGAACGCCAGACCCGAUCAUGCGGUCCAGUGGCCUACUGCCACACUCACGCCAGCUGCGACUUCAGCGGUGGCACAGUCAAGUGUGUUUGCAACCGUGGAUUCAGAGGAGACGGCAUAACAUGUGUUGAGACAGAUCCGUGUGGCUUACCAAACAGGGGGGGCUGUGGCCCUAAUACCAAGUGUGUGAAGACUGGGCCUGCCACCCACGUGUGCCAAUGUCUGGCUGGUUGGAAAGCUGAUGGAGAUGAGUGCCAGCCUGUUGACAACUGCCAGGAGCCCACACGUGGCAACUGCCACUCCGAUGCCAGCUGUAUCUACAUAGGACCAGGGCAGAGUGACUGCACCUGCAAGAGUGGUUACCAUGGCAAUGGCUUUGAGUGUGAGCCCAUCAAUCCUUGUGUCAAACUAAACGGGGGAUGCCACUAUCUGGCCACCUGUGUGUACCAGAAAUCCAAAUGGAAGUGUGUGUGUGAGGAAGGCUACUCAGGGGAUGGGAAACAGUGCUAUGGAACUCUAGCAGAGGUGUUGACUGCUGAACCUCUCAUGGGUGACUUCUACCGAUGGGUCCAGGAUGCCGGUCUGAGCCAGUUCCUGUCGGAGACAGCAGACAUCACCGUGUUUGUGCCCAAUGCAGAGGCCGUGCAGAAGAUGAGCAAGGAGGACAGAGAUUUCUGGCUGUCCAGUGAUAACCUGCCCAGCUUGGUCAGAAGUCACAUUGUCCAGGGACUGUACCCUCUGAAGGACCUGCGGAUGUCUGGUGUGGAGCUUACAGGUCUCAUAAAGAGGCCACUUCCUAUAACUUGGACCAAUGAGACCACAACUGUAGGAGGGGCCAUUCUCAUCUCACCUGAUAUGCCUGCAACAAAUGGACUCAUCUAUAUGAUUGACAAGGUCCUGGCUCCUGACCACAAGCUGAGCGUGGGACUCCUGGAGGUGCUGAGCCAGAGGCCGGAGCUAUCGCUCUUCAGGGAGAGCAUGAUUAAAUACAACCUGACUGACCAAAUUGGCGCAUCUUCCACCAUCACUGUGUUCGCCCCCACGGACAGUGCCAUCAAAGCCUUCCUGAGCACCUCUAACGCCAGCUCUCUGGACGUUAACGUGACAAAGUACCACAUUGUCGUGGGAGAGAAACUCACAGAGGCCGAUCUAUUGGACGGGUUGUACAAAGAUACCAUGCUGGGUUUCUCUUACCAGCUGGGGACCUUCCGCAAAAACAACAAACUGCUCGUGAACACUGCCACUGUCAACACGACAGACAUCAGGUGCAGCAAAGGUGUGGUGCACACCCUGAACUCCGUCCUCAGCAUCCCACAGAACCGCUGUGACAAGAAGAAAUCAGAGCUUGUCACGGGAAAAUGUAUGGAUUGCCUCGCCGCACGGAUAUUUGGAUGUCCAGAGGGAUCGAAACCGCUGGCAUUUUUGUCACUGGAGAGAAGGAGGUGCCUGUACAAAAACCCAUUAGUUGGAAACUUCCACACCAUAGGCUGCAAGAUGACCUGCAUAAACACCACCAUAGUGAGGAAGUGCUGUGCUGGCUACUUCGGCCCCCAGUGUGAGACGUGUCCAGGGCCUGAGGGGGUGCCCUGCGGGGGGCAGGGGGUGUGUUCCGACGGCACCAACGGAACCGGAGUGUGCCGCUGCAACACAGGGUUCAACGGCACCGCCUGUGAAAUGUGCCUGCUAGGGAAAUUUGGUAUCCACUGUGACCAAGACUGUAAAUGUGAACACGGACGUUGCAAGGAGGGUCCAGAUGGUGAUGGCUCGUGUGAGUGUGAUGUUGACUGGACAGGAACUGUCUGUUCUAAAGCUCUAAGUCGGGACUCUUGUGGAGGAAAGUGCCACACCAGCGCUAACUGUCUGCUAAAGGUGAUUGAUAGCACCCAUUACUGUAGCUGUGCACCAGGUUUUCAAGGAAAUGGGACUUACUGUACAGCGGUGAAUGUCUGCGAGAAUAAUAACGGCGGCUGUUCACCUAAUGCCCUGUGUAAGAGGACAUCGCCUGGACGAAGGGUGUGCUUAUGCAAUUCAGGGUAUCUAGGAGACGGCUUGGUCUGCAAAGAAAUUAAUCCUUGUCUGGAAGGCACCGGAGGUUGUGACGUCAACGCAGAAUGCAUGCACACUGGACCAAAUAGGACAUCUUGUAUUUGCCGUGAUGGCUUUUCGGGCAAUGGAAAAAUAUGUACAGCCAUCAAUCCCUGCAAGAAGAAAAAUGGUGGUUGUGACUCCCACGCCAAAUGUGAGAUGACGGGCCCAGGUCAGAGGAACUGCAGUUGCCCAAGUGGCUUCAUUGGAAAUGGCUUCUCUUGCCAAGGGAACCUCCAUUUGGAGAUCGUUGAGAAGAAUUCACUGUUCCUUAGCACUCUCAUUUUUGGAAAGAUCCAUGACCUGAGUGGGAAAGGACCGUUUACUGUGUUUGUUCCCACAAGAAAUGCGCUGAUGAAAGAGAGCAGAUAUAAAGCCUGGCGGAAGGACACGCCUGUGCUAGCCAAAGUGGUGCGCUAUCACAUAGUGCCUUGCAGCAGACUCCUACCUGAAGAACUGAAAAGUCAGAAGAUACUGACCACAAUGAUGGGGGACUCCCUACACAUAUCCAUCGACAGUAAUGGCACGAUACUCAUCAACAACCAGACAGCUGCUAUCGGUGGCUCAGAGGCCACCAAUGGAAUCCUCUACACAAUUGAUACGAUGCUCGUCCCCCCUACUUUGGACCAGAAACAGGUCAACCACACAGCUCUGUCAGAGCUUCGUGAUUACAGCACUUUCGCCAAGCUUGUAGAGGACACAGCUAUAACAGACACUCUGAAGGACACUCUUCACCAGCCCUUCGUCAUGUUCAUGCCGUCUGACCGCAGUAUGAGUGCACUGCCCCAGGAGCGCCGGGACUUCCUGUACGCCGAGCACAACCGUGCACAGCUGUUAGAGUACCUGCGCUACCACAUUGUGCCAGAUGUGCAGGUGCCCCUGACGACGCUCCAGAGCACCCCUCUAACAACACUGCAUGGCUCUGAUCUGCAACUGGGGUGUGCUGGACAGGACAAGGUGGGGCAGCUCUAUGUGAACGACCCAAGCUGUCUCAUCACGCCCCAGAAGUUUGACUUUCCAUGGGGGAAAGUCUAUGGCAUUGACUGCCUGCUUAGUCCUCCUAGCUUGGGAGGGCGCUGUGAUAUCCUGCAGCCCAUAGACAUCACGAUGCCCUGUGGGGGGUGUUCAGUUUCACGAUCGUGCCCAGGAAAGGCCAAGCUCAAGGAGACUUUGAAAUGUGAUAUCCUUGCGGUUGUGAGUCUUCGUAGCUCUGGCUGCCAAUCAGUCUGCACACUGGCACACUGGAAACGCCAGUGUUGCCAUGGCUACUAUGGACGUGAUUGCAUGGCCUGUCCAGGAGGGGCAGAAACACCCUGUGAAAAUCACGGGAAGUGUGACGAGGGUAGCCUAGGCAACGGCACCUGCACUUGUGACAAAGGUUUCACAGGCGAUGCAUGCGAGUUGUGUGAAGAGGGUCACUUUGGACCUGACUGCAAAGCCUGUAACUGCACAGUGAACGGGACAUGUAACCAGGGUCGCCAUGGCGACGGCAGCUGUUUCUGCAAGGAGGGCUGGAUGGGGAAGCGGUGCGAGGCCAAACUGGGGUCCAUCCCCAUCUGCGACCCUCCUUGCGCUCCUAAGGGUGUGUGCAAGCCGAACAACACAUGUGUAUGCAAGCCUUUCUACGAGGGAGAUGGGAUCACCUGCACAGUGGCAGACCUGUGUAAAUACUGGAAUGGGGGAUGCGCUGCAGGAGCCAAGUGUAGGCAGAGUGGGGAGAAAAUCAGUUGUACCUGUCCGCAGCACCACAAGGGCGAUGGCUUUGUGUGUACUCCCAUCGACCCCUGUGCUGCCAGCGAUAAUGGAGGCUGCCACGAGCAUGCUGACUGCAAAAUGACUGCGCCUGGAAAGAAGAAGUGUGAGUGUAAGAGCAAUUACAUUGGUGAUGGAGUGUUGUGUGAGCUGAAGGAACUGCCCCUGGAUCGCUGUGCCCAGGAUAAUGGGCAGUGCCACUUUGAUGCCCAGUGCACUGACCUGCACUACGAGGAUAAAACGGUUGGAGUGUUCCACUACCGUUCACCUAAAGGCACAUACAAGCUUAACUACACAGAAGCCCAGCUAGCUUGCAGCCAGGACGGGGCCACACUUGCAACAUACAUCCAGCUGUCAUAUGCCCAGCAGGCUGGUAUGAACAUGUGUGCAGCUGGAUGGCUCUCAGGGGUUAGAGUUGGAUAUCCAACCACAUACUCCAACCCCAAGUGUGGUUUUGGCCAUGUGGGCAUUGUGGACUAUGGUGUGCGCAACAACUUGAGCGAGACCUGGGACGCCUUCUGCUACAGACUCAAAGAUGUGCAGUGUGCCUGUAAAGAGGGCUACAUUGGGGAUGGCUACAGUUGCACUGGGAACCUCCUGCAGGUCCUCAAUUCUCAGCCCAGGUUCUCCAACUUCUUGGCACAAAUCCUCAACUACUCUCAGAACUCAGUGGCCGGGAAGGAGUUUGUGAAACGCCUCAGCAACCUGACUGUCCAGUCCACUCUGUUUGUGACAGACAACAGUGGAUUGAAUGAGAAUGAGACACUGUCAUCCCGGGAUCUUGAGUAUCACCUGUCAGACGCUGGGGCAGUCUCUCUACAGGAGAUGACCAAUGGCAGCCACAUCCGCACACGCCUCGGCCAACCCAUCACUGUCAUUGGAGUGCCUGAUUUAAAUGACCCCUCUAAGUUGACCUCCUCUCGGUAUUUAAGUGACCGUUUCCUGAUUGAGUCUGACAUCAUGGCAUCCAAUGGCAUCAUCCAUGUCCUUCGAAAACCAUUGACAGCCCCUCCUCCAAAACCAUCAUUUCAUGUGGGCCAUCAGGCUGGGAUGGGCAUUGGAGUCAUUCUGUUGCUCCUAUUGAUUGCUGCCGUCAUGUUUGUUGGAUAUCAUUUCUACACUCACAAGACCAAGCCAUUCCAGUUCCACUACUUCAGGGAAGAUGAGGGAGAAGACAGUGUUCCAGAAUCAAGCAUCUGCAAUCCCAUGUAUGACAGUGUGUCUGACCCCACUGCAGGCCUGGGAACCCUUUCUGGACUGGCGGAAGAAGAUAAACAUCAGGUGGUUUCUGCAGGUUCUUACAAUCUGCAAGAAAGCUGAAAACUGGCAUGGAAUAUACAGAAGGAUUUCCCCUUUUUUAUACAAGUCAAAAUGAGUGCUCUGCAGUCUAAUGAUUAGGCUGUUCAGAAUAUGAAUAGUAUGAGAUUUUAAAAAUAUUUGAUUUGUUAAUAAGUGGUAGGAGUUGUAACAACUAUGUACAACUGAGUAUGAAUGGAUGAAUGUCACAAGAUGUUGAGAAGAGAGAGUGUGUGUGUGUGUGUGUGUGUGUGUGUUAGAGAGAGAAUGAGUGAGUGUGUUUCCCCAGUGAGCUAUUAAAGAGCCUGUUAAAAUGUGAAUUAUUCUGAGUUGUCCAAAAGGGUGGCUCGCCAUAUCAUGAAACUGUAGACAAAUGGAUAUUAUAUUGCGUACAUUGUUUUUUUUUGGCCUUGGAGGAUUGCUUCUAAUACAAGAUCUAUUGAACCCUUAAGACAAAAAUCAAUUUAAAACCUUUUUCACAUCUGCAGAGCAGAUUAGACAUCCAGACAUCUUUAUCCUACGAAUACA